AAACAUCUCGUAAGGUGCUUAAUUGUUUUUUAAGUCCAGCGGUGGCGCACCGCGUGUUUGAAGAUGACUGUGACAUUCGGGGCGGAGAGGAAGCUUCAAAAAACAAGAAGACGAGAACGAGGAUGAUCAUAUAGAAAAUAUCACGUGUGGAGAAACUGGAUGUUGGUUUAAAUGGUCAGAAUUUAUAGCCUCCAGCUGGAAGGGAGGGGGGAGUAAAACUUCAUGAGAAGCAGCAGUCUCUCAUUUUCUGGAUCAAGCAGGAGGGACGGAUCAUGAAGGGACCCCCUCAUGUUGACAACUGAUGAAGAGUGGGCAACAAUCUACCUUGCCGGGACAGCAACUGCUGUAGCGUUUCCUAUUCAUCAUCAUCAUCAUCAUCAUCAUCCUCCUCCUCAGCAGCAGCAGCAUCAUCAGCAUCAUCAUCGUCAGUGCGAGCGGCACGCACCUCACUUGCUCCACAUCCUCGGGGCCACGAGAGCACCAGGGCGCAAAGAUGAACAUCCAAGUCCUGCCUGAGCACAAACUGUCCUCGGUGGCCCCGUUGAAACAGUUUAACGUGGAGAAAAAGGAAGUGGAGCUGAUUCUGGUGAAGGAGCAGAACGGGGUCCAGUACACGAACUCCUCUGUCGUGGCUUCCCCGAGCUCCCGCGGCUGCACCCCCGGCUCCACUGAGGAUGUGACCAGGGAGACCUGGGGCAAGAAAAUGGACUUUCUGCUCUCUGUCAUAGGCUUCGCUGUGGACCUGGCCAAUGUGUGGAGGUUCCCCUACCUGUGUUACAAAAAUGGAGGAGGUGCCUUUUUGAUCCCAUACGUUCUGUUCCUGUUCAUUGCUGGGAUGCCCCUGUUUUACAUGGAACUUGCCUUGGGUCAGUAUAACAGAGAGGGAGCAGCUACGGUUUGGAAGAUCUGCCCUGUAUUUAAAGGUGUUGGGUACACUGUGAUCAUCAUAGCAUUGUACGUGGGCUUUUACUACAACGUCAUCAUAGCUUGGUCAUUGUAUUACUUAUUUGCCUCAUUGACAAGUGAGCUGCCCUGGCUCACGUGUAAUAACCCGUGGAACAGCCCCAACUGCACAGAACCACAAUACAUCAAUGGCACCGUCUUGGGUAACAGAACCUCCUAUGCCAAGUACAAGAACACACCGGCCGCAGAGUUCUACGAGCGCGGGGUGCUGCACAUUCAUGAGAGUAGAGGCAUCGAUGACCUGGGUCUUCCUCGCUGGGAGCUCGCCCUCUGCCUUAUUGUGGUUGUCUUCAUCCUGUACUUCAGCCUGUGGAAGGGAGUCAAGUCCUCGGGAAAGGUGGUGUAUGUUACAGCUACUAUGCCCUACAUAGUGCUGUUGGUGUUGCUGAUUCGAGGCAUCACCCUCCCUGGUGCAAUGAAUGGAAUUAGGGCAUAUCUCCACAUUGACCUGAAGAAGCUCAAUAAUCCUCAAGUAUGGAUUGACGCAGCUACUCAGAUUUUCUAUUCUCUAGGAGCUGGGUUUGGAGUCCUCAUUGCCUUCGCAAGCUACAAUAAAUUUGAAAAUAACUGCUACAGGGAUGCUAUUCUGACCAGCACAAUAAACUGCGUUACCAGUUUCUUCUCAGGGUUUGCCAUCUUCUCAGUACUGGGGUAUAUGGCUCAUCAGCAUCAGGUCAACAUAAAGGAUGUGGCCACUGAGGGAGCUGGACUGGUAUUUAUUAUCUACCCAGAAGCGAUCUCAACCCUACCUGGAUCCACAUUCUUCGCGAUAGUCUUUUUCAUUAUGCUUUUGACUCUUGGAAUUGACAGCUCUAUGGGUGGCAUGGAGGCAGUGAUCACUGGGCUAUCAGAUGACUUCAAAAUCCUGAAGAGGAAUAGAAAAUUAUUUACAUUUAUUGUAACAUUUGGGACAUUCCUGUUGGCCCUUUUGUGCAUCACAAAUGGAGGGAUCUAUGUGUUGACCCUGCUGGACAAGUAUGCUGCAGGGACGUCUAUUCUAUUUGGGGUGCUGAUUGAGUCCAUUGGAGUAGCUUGGUUCUAUGGCGUGGAUAGAUUUAGUGAGGACAUUGAACGCAUGACAGGCUUCAAACCAGGGAUCUACUGGAGGGUCUGCUGGAAGUUCAUCAGUCCAACGUUCUUACUGCUUGUGGUAAUCGCCAGCAUUGUUACCUCCGGCGAAUUGAGAUAUGAUGAAUACGUUUUCCCUCGCUGGUCAAAUACGGUGGGCUGGUUCAUAGCCUUGUCCUCCAUGCUGUUUGUACCGAUCUACGCCAUCUACAAAUUCCUUAUUUUGCCAGGCACCUUCAAGGAGAGGACAGCGUACUGCAUUACUCCAGAACAUGAAUAUCACAUGGUGACGGAGGGUAAUGUCAGGCAGUUCAAGCUCAGACAUUGGUUAUCCAUCUGAUGAAGGGGUCAGGUGGGAGUGCCAUCUCAAAUGCUACUUGAAUGCUGGAGAAGAUAUGGUGUGUGAGAGAGAGAAAUGUUUCUGCAAAGGUCUUUUACCAUUUGAAAAGUGUCCCCUGAGAAAAGGACAGAAUGAAGCAACGGCUUUGUGCGUUUCCCAACCACACACUGUACUGUCCAGUCUGCUCCAUUUGUGUUCAGUGGUUGACUAGACUUUUUUUAUAUUGUAGGGCAAAAUAAAUGUUGCACCUGUACUUCCUUUUAAAUCAUACCCUUAGGUUUUAGUCCGAACUCUCAAAAGACUUCAAAAUGCUUUAAUUUGGGAGUAAAACAGGUAUGUUUUACGAUGUUUUUCUUUUUUAUAUUUUUUUUGUUUUAGUUUUUGGUCUUUGUGUGUGAAAAUGUAAGCAGAAAAACACUCUGAAGCUAUAUUAUUCUGUAUGGCUGGGAAGUUGAGUGUGUUUAUAUGGAGUAUGUGGGGGUGCAAGUUGUAGAGGUUUAGGUAACACACUGAGAAAUGGAAACCCCCUUGAUAUUCCAGGAAAUCUUUCAUGCCAUAUAACAGGUUUGGAGCGUUUUGAGUCAUUGCUACAGUACAUGUUAGAGCGCAGCUGUGAGUUUCCCACAUUUUACCUUGUUUCCCAAGAAUAGUUUGAUUUUGCAACAGCUGGCUUACAUCAAGGGUCCACAAAGCAUUUUUUCAAGCACAUCUUUUCCCUUUUUGACACACCUCACAAAGCAGACAUACACCACUAUGUCAGUGCCUUAUCUAGCCACGAAGAGAGUGCAGGGACGUGCUUCAUGACUAAAGCAUCUCAUUGAGAGAGAGUCUCAAUUAACUCCAUGCCAAGGGACGCUCAAUUUAUGCUCAUAGCUUUCAAAACGAACUGAGAUCCCAUGAUCUGCCUCAAGUAGAGCUUAAGAGCUCUUCUUUUGUCAUAGUUCAAUAUUAAAGAAAAGGGAUUUUUUAGUGUUUCGAGUCAAUGGAUCAACAUGUUAUGUUUUACUUAUGGCAUUGGAUCAGAGCAACAAUUAUUGCUGUGACAAAUUCGCUACCUUGCACAAUACUUUUUUGCCCCUUCAAGAGAUUCAAAAGCAUCAGAUCAAAGACAAAGAACAUUAUAUGUUAAACUCAAGAAAGUCCAGUUGACCAUGUAAAGCAGCAAUGUUCAAAUACACUAGGCAGGGGUUUAUCUUAUUUAGUUUGAAUUAUGUUUGACAUGACAAUGUCAAUGACAAUGCGUAAAUCUAUUUACACUGUGGUACAAUCCCAACAUCAUGUUGUCCCUUUGAGCAUUUCACACCUUGUAUGGAAUGUGUGUGUGUGUGUGUGUGUGUGUCUGUGUGUGAGUAUAGCUGACAUAUUAGGUCUCUUAGGUUUUCAAACUAGUCAAAAUCAAUAGUCUAUGUGGUUGUCUUUGUCUCGAGAUGACACAUAUAUUUUGUGGUUCACUGUGGCUUUUUCGCUUGAAGGAAAUGCUUUAACAUUUUAAAGUGUCAAAAUCAACUCCCAUUAUGUUGGUUUGUGUCUUAUUUAUUUGUGUAGAAUCAUUUGAAAUACAAAAAAUGACAGAAAACAUGAUCACUGGUAGGAAGCAAGCAACAUAUGUGGAUUACGACAUAUAAAGAGAUACAAAUAUAUUCUUUUGUUAUAUAUCUAAUAUUGUAUGUAUCAAAUUCUUUAUAAAACGUGAAUGUAAAACAUUUUAAGCAAAGUGUCUACUGUUAUAUCAUGCUGUGUGAUGUCGGUAAAGAUAUAAAUAUUCAGAAAUGUAUUAUUCCGUGUAACCAGGGGUGACGUAACCACAUGAAUGUAAACGGAGCAGCUCUGGCAUUUCUGAGUGAUGCUUACAGAAUAAUGUGUACAACUACAAAACUGUCCUUUUAAUUGUAAGUGACAAAUAUAUAUGAAAAAGUUCAAAUAUGCACACUAUAACAAUAAAGUCCUUUCCAGUACACACA
This is a messenger RNA of Onychostoma macrolepis, 4332 nucleotides long. It is a transcript of the gene slc6a2, whose product is annotated as solute carrier family 6 member 2. Gene Ontology annotation, biological process: sodium ion transmembrane transport; dopamine uptake involved in synaptic transmission. The record is from RefSeq and is a predicted model, not a curated record. Bases 494 to 2371 code for a protein of 625 amino acids. Gene Ontology annotation, cellular component: neuronal cell body membrane; presynaptic membrane; neuron projection. NCBI's taxonomy places the organism in Eukaryota, Metazoa, Chordata, Actinopteri, Cypriniformes, Cyprinidae. The transcript has 15 exons. Gene Ontology annotation, molecular function: dopamine:sodium symporter activity; norepinephrine:sodium symporter activity.